Messenger RNA from Thrips palmi, 1060 nucleotides. RefSeq names its product venom allergen 3-like. The record is from RefSeq and is a predicted model, not a curated record. NCBI's taxonomy places the organism in Eukaryota, Metazoa, Arthropoda, Insecta, Thysanoptera, Thripidae.
UGCUUCGCCUCUUCGUUCUGGUGGCCGUGCUAGGCGUGGCCGCUGCCGCCACCGACUACUGCAAGCUGUGCCCUGACCACGUCAUGUGCAAAUACCCCAGCGCCACACCGGGGAAGGCGUGCAAAAACUACAAGAAGCCAACCAUCUCGGCCAGCGACAAAGAACUCAUCGUGCGGCUGCACAACGAGUACCGUAACAAGGUGGCGUUGGGGCAGGAGAAGCGCGGCAAGAACAACCCGCAGCCGUCUGCUUCGAAUAUGAGGAAAAUAUCAUGGGACGACGAGAUCGCUACCUAUGCUCAGCGCUGGGCGGAUCAGUGCACCUUCGAACAUGACACGUGCCACACGACCAAGGACGGAACCGUGUCUGGACAAAACCUGCUCCUCGGUGGUCUUGCCCCCAACCAGACCAAACCCGAUUGGACAGCAGCUGUGAAGAUAUGGUACGAGGAAGUAAAAGAUCGUGAUGGGUCACUCAACACCAAGCCAUUCAAGGUCGACGGGACCUUCAUGGACGUAGGGCACUACACGCAGCUGGGGUGGGCGCAGACCUACGCCGUGGGCUGCGCCUACUCGACCUACACCGCGGGCUCCGGCAAGGCUCCAGACACGCAGCUCGUCGUCUGCGACUACAAGCCGAGCGGCAACUUCCUGGGAGAGGUCAUGUACCAAGGCGGCCAGCCCGCCUCCAAGUGCCCAGCCGGCACCAAGAAGGACUCGACGUACAAGGGCCUGUGUGCCAGCACCUCGCAAACUGCUUCGAAAUCGAUUCAGGCUCAAGCAUCUGUUCGCACAGCGCGCGACAGUCAGAAGCCUAAGAACUCACCCAAAACCGCAGCCACAUCUCACAAAAAGACGCCACCGAAGAAGGCACCGAAAACUAAACGCCCGUCUCACAAGAGGAAGAAACCGAAGAAGGCACACAAAACCAAGCACAACCAAUAAUCUGAGGUUGAGGAAUAAUCAGCCCAAAGUAAUCUCCGUGAAUUGAAGAAAUGGUUCAUGCACUCAUAUGCACAUGCCUUGCACUUUCAAUAAAAGAUAUGCUCAACCGCAAAGAA